Molecule: messenger RNA, 1294 nt
Organism: Vigna unguiculata (cowpea)
Lineage: Eukaryota; Viridiplantae; Streptophyta; Magnoliopsida; Fabales; Fabaceae
Product: peroxidase 47-like
Biological process (GO): response to oxidative stress; hydrogen peroxide catabolic process
Molecular function (GO): heme binding; peroxidase activity
Source: RefSeq, a predicted model, not a curated record
GGGUCUAGUACAUUGCAGAUCAACCUCACUCACUCCUCUCGCUAUACAAACACAGUAUAUAUAAGUGUGUCUGUGUUUUGUGAAGAUGUUGUAUAAAUCAUGUGUGAGGCCUUCAAAGGUGAUCAUGGCAAACUUUGUUACAGUGCUUUUGCUAAUUGAAGUGUUUGCAUAUGGCUUGAGAUACGGUGCAGAUGGCUUGAACAUGAACUACUACUUGAUGACUUGUCCUUUCGUUGAACCUGUUGUUAAGAACACUGUCAACAGAGCUUUGCUGCAAGAUCCCACUCUCGCAGCUGCUCUUAUCAGAAUGCACUUUCAUGACUGCUUCAUUCAGGGAUGUGAUGGCUCGGUUUUGAUUGACUCCACUAAGGAUAAUACAGCAGAAAAGGAUUCUCCAGGAAAUUUGAGCCUGCGAGGCUUCGAAGUCAUAGAUGCUAUCAAAGAAGAGCUUGAAAUUCAAUGCCCUGGUGUGGUUUCAUGCGCUGAUAUUCUCGCCAUGGCUGCUAGAGAUGCAGUUUUCUUUGCAGGAGGACCAGUAUAUGACAUACCUAAAGGAAGAAAAGAUGGAAGAAGAUCCAAAUUUGAAGAUACUAUCAAUUUACCAUUCCCUACUUUCAAUGCCUCUGAGCUCAUUAGGUCAUUUGGUCAACGUGGUUUUUCUGCACAAGAGAUGGUGGCUCUCUCUGGGGCUCAUACACUGGGAGUGGCAAGUUGUGGUACUUUCAAGAACCGGUUGAGCCAAGUGGAUCCAACUUUGGACACAGAAUUUGCGAAGACACUUGCGAGAACAUGCAGUUCUGGGGACAACGCAAAGCAACCGUUCGAUGCGACGAGUAAAGAUUUUGACAACGUUUACUUCAACGCUUUGUUGAGGAGAAACGGGGUUCUUACAUCAGACCAGACACUGUACACUAGCCCCAAAACCAGGAACUUUGUGAACGCUUAUGCAUUCAACCAAGCCAUGUUCUUUUUCGAUUUCCAGCAAGCAAUGGUGAAGAUGGGUCUGCUUGAUGUCAAAGACAGUUACAAUGGUGAAGUACGACAAAAUUGUCGCAAAAUAAACUGAAUAAUGAGGUUUCUGAUUGUUUUAGGUUUAAGACAACCUCAAUCCUUGCCACUAGUUAAAACUACAUGAUAUGCAUAUGGGUGAUUAGGUAGUUCUAUUUGGUAUCCCUUGGAUGUAUUGUAUUCGUAUUUAUGGCUGUAAUCCUGUGAAAAAUGCUUCACUUAGAUGACUUGUUACAUUAAUUACCACUAAUAAAUAUGUAUGGAUCUUUCGGCCGCCUUUGGAACA